CGUCGCCUAGCUCUUACGUCAAUUCCGUGCGACGUCGGUGUGUGAGCCAUGUGAGAGAUUAGAUUAGCUUCAACCUCUCACGGUUCCCCCUGGCGAAUAAUAACAGAUCGACGCUUCUUCUGGAUCAUGCCACACGACCCUGAUCCUCCACCGGCUAAGAAAUUUAAGCCGGGCUCCCCGUUUUUCCCAGCAAACAAGAAUCCUGGAAUGCUGCUCCCAAAGAAGGGAAAUGCACCCAGUCCAAUAGACGUGCAAAGAAAACAGCUUCCUAUUUACCAGGCCAAGUCUCAGCUCCUCGAUCAGCUCAGACAGCUGCACAAUGCUGUGUUAAUUGGAGAGACAGGCUCGGGAAAAACAACACAGGUACCACAGUACCUCUUCGAAGCAGGCAUCGGCCGGCAGGGCAUCAUUGCGGUCACUCAGCCUCGGCGUGUGGCUGCUAUCUCGCUGGCGGGACGAGUGGCUGAGGAAAAGCGAACUCAUCUUGGAAAACUGGUGGGCUACACGGUACGAUUCGAGGACGUGACGUCCCUGGAAACCAAGCUGAAGUUUAUGACUGAUGGCAUGCUGCUGAGAGAGGCGAUCGGAGACCCUCUGCUUUUGCGCUACACGGUUGUGAUCCUUGAUGAAGCUCACGAGCGAACCGUCCACACUGAUGUCCUCUUUGGCGUGGUCAAGAUCGCUCAGCGCAAACGCAAAGAGCUGAGUAAGAUCCCUCUGAAGGUCAUCGUGAUGUCCGCCACCAUGGACGUGGAUCUGUUCUCUCAGUAUUUUAAUAAGGCUCCUGUGUUGUACCUGGAGGGUCGCCAGCACCCGAUUCAGAUCUAUUAUACCAAGCAGCCGCAGUCUGAUUACUUACACGCAGCGCUGGUGUCUAUCUUUCAGAUUCAUCAGGAAGCUCCUCUGUCCCAUGACAUCCUGGUGUUCAUGACGGGACAGGAGGAGAUUGAAGCGCUGGCUCGUACGUGUCGAGACAUCGCUAAACACCUGCCUGAAACCUGCGGGCCCAUGAUUGUGAUCCCGCUGUACGCAUCACUUCCUCCUGCCCAGCAACUCAGGGUCUUUCAACCUGCACCUAAGGGUUGCCGAAAGGUCAUCCUGUCAACCAACAUCGCCGAGACAUCCAUAACUAUUUCUGGAAUUAAAUACGUCAUUGAUACAGGAAUGGUGAAGGCGAAGCGGUAUAACCCAGACAGCGGUCUGGAGGUGUUAGCCGUGCAGCGGGUUUCCAAAGCGCAGGCCUGGCAGCGGGCAGGCAGGGCAGGGAGAGAGGACUCCGGCUCCUGUUACCGCCUCUACACUGAAGAUGAGUUUGACAACCUCGUAAACAUGACCGUACCUGAAAUACAACGAUGUAAUCUGGCUGGUGUCAUACUCCAACUGUUGGCUCUGGGUGUUCCUGAUGUCCUCAAAUUUGACUUCAUGUCCAAGCCAUCACCUGAGUCGAUGCGGAUGGCUGUGGAGCAGCUGGAUCUCCUCGGAGCUGUGGAGAGGAAGGAUGAUCAUGUUUUCCUCACUACUCUUGGCAAAAAGAUGGCCUGCUUUCCCCUGGAACCUCGAUUUGCUAAAACCAUCCUGAUUUCUCCAGACUUUUCCUGUACUGAGGAGAUUCUGACCAUCGUGUCUCUGCUCUCCGUGGACUCCGUGCUCUACAACCCUCCUGCCCGUCGAGACGAGGUGCUUGCCGUGCGCAAAAAAUUCAUCUCCAGCGAAGGAGACCACGUGACCCUGCUGAACAUCUACAGAGCCUUCAAGAAAGUUAGUGGAAAUAAGGAGUGGUGUAGGGAGAACUUUGUAAACAGCAGAAACAUGGGACUGGUUGCUGAAGUCCGAGCUCAGCUGAGGGACAUUUGCCUAAAGCUUGGACUGAAGCUAGAAUCCUCGCUGUCUGAACUGGCUAACGUGCGGCGCUGCCUGGCACACGGCAUGUUCGCCAACGCCGCUGAGCUACAGCCAGACGGCACCUAUAUGGCUCUGGACACCCACCAGACUGUCGCCAUCCACCCGUCCUCCGUCCUUUUCCAGGCCAAGCCGGCCUACGUGGUGUUCAACGAGCUCCUGCAUACGUCACGCUGCUACAUGCGGGACCUGUGCCUGGUGGACGCCGACUGGCUACAGGAAACCGCGCCGGAGUAUUUCCGGCGUAAACUCCACACAGUGAAGAGCUAGUACACCUCUGGGGUGCUUUUUCAAGUUUAACAGCAAAUGGCAUGAACAUCCAGACUAUGUUGGAAUCGAUAGCAGCAGUAGGUCAGCUUGACUGGGCUUGAAGAUGCUUCGCUGUUCAUCCGAGAAGCUUUGUAUUUUUUUUUUUUUGUUCUGCUGAUGUUAUAAGUGAGAACAUUGGACAGGGUGUUUGGGGGGUUUGACGAUUACCCACGGACGACUGUCCAAGAUAUCAGAAAUCCUGACUCAUUCAGCUACAUGUUGACGGGCGAGUCGGUCGGUCACCUUCCACUUGUUUUCUCCUCUAAAGCCCAACCGUUGGACAACGGAUAAGGCAACGCUGAACGUACUUCUCUUUAUAGAGUAGAAAACAUGAAGAGUUGAUUAAACUUUUAGAAAUGAAAUUUCCUAAAAAAAAAAAGUUUUGCUGUUCUUUGUACAAAUGAUGCAUUUUGCACACCCUCCAAUAGCUUUUGACUAAUUUGUGGCUUCUCCAGUGGUUUGAUACUGGAAGCUUUUUUUCUACUUGCCUGUUUCUACAACCAGUUUAGUUGGAUGCAUAAUAGUUGAGCUUACUUUAAGAAUUACGAAUGCUUGCAUGUUUCCUUUAACGACGUCACGGCCUCGGCUCGUGACGUGCCUCCUGAGCGGCCGUACUGUUUCUGAAACUAGUUUGCUGACUCGUGUGUUCAUAAGCAGAGGCCCACAUGUUGACAUGGUGUUUAACCACGGCUGUAAUUCCAUGUCUCGUAUUACAUCUCGACACAAAGAUUCAGACAAUUUUAAACUUUUGUUUUUCUACUGAAUCUGUUAUACGGGCAUUUAUUAUUAAUGGGAUGUGAAACACCUCUGGAUCUUUUUAGCCGAUUAACGGCUAACACCUGGUUUAUGUCUAAAGAAAAAUUUAGAAUUUCAGGACGCAGUUGCUUUGUACACUUUAUAGAAUAUGACCGUGUCGUAUGCAUACGUUGGUAGCUUUUAAAGGAAAGAAAUGAUGGAUGAGAGAACCACAGCGUUCUACUAGUAAAUGCAUGUAAAGAUCAGGCUUCCACACGAUACAGUUUUGGUUUAUAGGGCAACGAUUCGACUGCAUCUGCUAGAAUACGAUUUGUUACAUCGAUUUAAUUUCCUACGAUCGAUACAUAUAUUUAAAACGUAAUCGUUUUGUGAUCAUUGCAUUGAUUUACUUCAACAUUGCCUUAUAAGUCGACAAAUUGUCCACGCUUAUGUGAAGCGGUUUUGUAACUAAAAAAUCCAAAGAAUUGUAUGCUCUAGCUUCAAAAACUCAGAGCGCUGAAACCUUUCUAAACAAGUAAGACCACAUCCUUUGUUUCAGCCUCUUUUCCCCCUCAAAAGCCUCAUAAAAUUGCAAUCAUCUGAUCAGCAGAGUGUUGUAGCGCCAAAGAGACACAGUUUCUCCUUGAAGUAGAUUUUAUUCUUGCUGUCAACUUUGUUCUCUCGAUCUGAGCAUCACUCUUGCUAAGCUAUGCAUGCCUUUGUAUAUAAUUUGUAUAUCAUUUAAGUCCACACGCUUGUUCUAUCUUGACACGAUAUACCUGCUACAGAUUGUUACACAUUACAAGUGCUUUCUCGGUCGAUAUGCUAUGCAUGAUGUAAUAUUAACACUGAAUAAGGCCACUCAGGUUUCUCUGGAAUGUUGAAUAUACCUCAAAUAUAUAUUUAGUGUGAAUAUAUAAUAUAUAGUUAUGAAAACGUUAAAAGAUUUUGUUUAUUGUGUAUAGAGCAUGGACCUUUUGUUUAUACUACCCAAGCUAUGACUUGACACUUCCACAUCCCAAAUAUGCUCAAUGUUCGUUUUUGUGUCCGUCGUCGUUUACGCACCCCGACGUUCCUUCCGAAAGAUAUAGAUAAGAUUGUUCAAAAAUAAUCUACCAAAUAAAUGACAUGCAGAGGCAAAAAAAAAAAAAGCAUAACGAAAACAACUUGGUUUUUCUUUGGCAGUCCCACUUCUCUGUUAAUAUGGAACUUUCCACAGGAAGGAGGUGUGUGAGUUUCAGGAAAUGCAAGAAAUGAGUCAUGACUUAUUUUAACAUUCUCUGGGUGUUCUCUAUUCCAUCAUACAGAAUAUUGCUGUAGAAACACGCUUGAAUUUUUUCAUUUUUUUUUUUAUGAAACAUGCCCUUAUAAGGCAGCAGAAUAAACUUGCGUCUUAAAAAUCCAGCCUAAACUGUUUUCUUAAAGAACAUGAAAUCCUUAAAGGCUUGCUUUAGUCUAACCUUCCUUCACUGACGUUUUCAUCUUUGUCGAAUGUUUCCUACAUUACCCACAAAUCCACCCAUCUUCUAUCUUAAAGUGAAGCCAGUAGGAUUUAGCCUUUGUUUUAUAUCUAUCUACAGAGAAUGAUGCAGCGGCGCUUUAUUCCUUAUGUCUGUCCAGCAUCACAUCAUCUGCUCAAGCAGAGUAAUACCAUAAACCACCAUGAAGGCUAAUGUGCUUGUCAUCACGUCGAUCGCUGAUUAGCUGAGUCGAGUCUAGCAAUAACUGAUACAACUGCAUCGUAUAGAUGCGUUGCAUUCUGAAAUUUUGCAAAAUCUCCACUACUUUAUUAAACUGACCAAACUUCUUAUCCUUAUGCCUGAAAUUGUGCCUGUUUUUUGUAAACCCCUCUCAUUUAAUGGUACAAGUGUGUUUGUUUAGUGCCAGUUUUCAUGUUGCUAUUCCUCACUGGUUUCUUUCCAAACCACAGCAGGGUUUUUAUAUUCAAAUGAUUUAAUCAUUAUUGAGUAACAGAACAUUUUGAUGUACAUUUCUGUCUCAUCAUAUGAUCAGAUGUUUUUAAAAUGACAACUGAGAUUAAAUUCAGAAAAGACAGUGUUGGUGCUUUUAUAAAUCAGUGCACAGUCUUAU
Tachysurus vachellii is the source of this 5034-nucleotide messenger RNA. RefSeq names its product DEAH (Asp-Glu-Ala-His) box polypeptide 33 (gene dhx33). Gene Ontology annotation, biological process: positive regulation of transcription by RNA polymerase I. The record is from RefSeq and is a predicted model, not a curated record. Lineage: Eukaryota; Metazoa; Chordata; Actinopteri; Siluriformes; Bagridae. Gene Ontology annotation, molecular function: RNA binding; ATP binding. Gene Ontology annotation, cellular component: nucleolus; intracellular anatomical structure. The transcript has 12 exons. Bases 127 to 2169 code for a protein of 680 amino acids.